UUCUCGCCAAUAUCAAAAGUUUCUCUGCUACUUAUUGAAAUUUUCCCAGCAAACAAACACUGAAAAAACAGAAGAACUCGAGAGCAAAUCUGUAUCUUUAUUAUCCCCUUUCCUGUACAUGCAUUAAAUAUUCUUUAUCAGUGAGAUAAAUCAACUAAACCAGGAAACUUUUAGCAGCUGGUAACCAAAGCCCAGUGAAGAACAGAUUUAUGAUUACCAGUUAAAUACUAAUUGGCAAGCUCUUUUUGUUACAAGGCAGAAACUUUGUGGAGACGACUAUCAUAUUGUUUGUAAAUUUCCAAUCCUUUAUCAGAGAGAGAGAGGUGCAAUAUAAGUUGCAGAGUGGGAGCUCAAGUUCUGGUGUGUGUGCCUUGUUGUUGAUUGAUUGGUCUGAAAGGUUAUAAUUCGGUGACUAGUCCAAUAAUUUAGGAUACAUGACUAGCCCGUCCGAGCGAUGGAUCGAUGGUCUUCAGUUCUCAUCACUGUUCGGCCUUCCACCGCAAGACCCUCAACAUCGAAAGGUUCAAAUUACAGCGUAUGUUGAGUAUUUCGGUCAAUUCACAUCGGAACAAUUCCCUGAGGACAUUGCUGAGCUUGUCCGCAACCGCUAUCCAUGUAACAAACAGCGCCUUUUCGAUGAUGUUCUAGCAACGUUUGUUCUUCACCAUCCAGAACACGGGCAUGCCGUCGUUCUUCCAAUUAUAUCAUGCAUCAUUGAUGGUAUACUGGUGUACGAUAAGAAUGCACCUCCGUUUUCUUCAUUCAUCUCCUUAGUCUGCCCGAGUAGUGAGAAUGAGUAUUCUGAACAGUGGGCACUGGCAUGCGGAGAGAUCCUGCGAAUUCUGACUCAUUACAACCGUCCAAUAUGUAAAACGGAACUUCAAACUAGUGAAACAGAAAGAAGCAGCAGCAGCAGUCAAGCUACAACUAGUGAAUCGGUAGACCAGGAAUCAUCCUUUCAUAUUCCUUUGGUGCAACACGAGAGGAAGCCUUUGAGGCCUUUAUCUCCAUGGAUUACUGAUAUAUUGCUUGCGGCACCUUUGAGCAUCAGAAGCGAUUACUUCCGUUGGUGCAGUGGCGUUAUGGGUAAAUAUGCAGCUGGAGACCUCAAACCGCCUACAACCGCUUCUUCUCGUGGAUCUGGAAAGCACCCUCAGCUCAUGCCGCCAACUCCGAGGUGGGCCGUUGCUAACAGUGCCGGUGUAAUAUUAAGUGUAUGUGAAGAGGAGGUUGCACGCUACGAGACUGCUACUCUAACUGCUGCAGCAGUCCCUGCGCUUCUACUUCCUCCACCAACAACAGCAUCAGAUGAGCAUUUAGUUGCUGGGCUACCAGCUCUUGAGCCAUAUGCACAAUUGUUUCACCGAUACUAUGCCAUUGCAACUCCAAGUUCCACACAAAGACUUCUUCUUGGACUUCUAGAAGCACCGCCAUCAUGGGCCCCAGAUGCGCUUGAUGCCGCUGUACAGCUCGUGGAACUACUCCGGGCGGCUGAAGACUAUGCAACUGGAAUAAGGCUUCCUCGAAAUUGGAUGCAUUUGCAUUUUUUGCGUGCAAUUGGGACUGCAAUGUCUAUGAGAGUGGGUAUCGCCGCCGAUGCUGCUGCUGCUUUACUUUUCCGUAUACUGUCACAGCCUGCACUGCUCUUUCCUCCUUUAAGACGUGUUGAGGGAGUGGCAGUUCAACACGGAUCUUCCGGUGGUUAUAUCUCGUGUUAUGGGAAGCAGAUAGAAGUGCCUGCAGCUGAAGCAACCAUAGAAGCUACUGCCCAAGGGAUUGCGUCAAUGCUUUGCGCUCACGGAUCAGAAGUGGAGUGGAGAAUAUGUACCAUAUGGGAAGCUGCUUAUGGCCUGAUCCCUUUGAGCUCUUCAGCUGUUGAUCUUCCGGAAUUAAUUGUUGCGACCCCAUUGCAGCCUCCUGUACUAUCAUGGACUCUAUACAUACCUCUUCUCAAAGUCCUCGAAUACCUUCCACGUGGAAGUCCUUCUGAAGCAUGUCUCAUGAAGAUAUUUGUGGCCACCGUUGAAGCUAUUUUACAGAGAACUUUUCCUCCAGAAUACUCUAGGGAACAAUCCAGAAAAACGAGAUACAGCAUAGGUUCUUCCUUGAAGAAUCAUGCUGUGGCCGAGCUUCGUAUGAUGAUCCAUUCCCUCUUCUUAGAAUCGUGUGCUUCGGUAGAGCUUGCUUCACGCCUACUUUUUGUUGUCUUAACUGUGUGUGUUAGCCAUGAAGCUCAGUUUCGUGUGAGUAAGAGACCGAGAAGCGAUGAAAGUUAUUGUCCUGACGAGACCAUUGAGGAAUCCCAGGCACAACCGGAAAAGCUGAGAGACAUAAAACCUCAAAAAACGAAAAAUCAAGGGCCUGUAGCUGCAUUUGAUUCUUAUGUGCUGGCUGCUGUUUGUGCUCUUGCCUGCGAGCUUCAGUGGCUCCCCUUGGUUAUAAGCGGAAAUACUCGUUCAACAGCUAAACAUGUUCAAGCUACACCCAACUGUACAAAAGUAAAUGGAUCUUCUAUCGAGUAUGGACAUAGUAUUGACUCAGCUAUUCAUCAUGCUCGCAGAAUCUUAGCGAUUUUAGAGGCACUCUUUUUGCUAAAGCUGUCUUCUGUUGGCACCUCGUGGAGUUAUAGUUCGAAUGAAAUAGUUGCUGCAGCGAUGGUUGCCGCUCAUGUUUCUGAACUAUUUAGACGGUCAAAGGCUUGCAUGCGUGCACUCUCUGUUUUAAUGCGAUGCAAGUGGGACAAUGAAGUUUACACCAGGGCAUCAUCGUUGUACAAUCUCAUCGAUAUUCAAAGCAAGACAGUUGCAUCCAUUGUUACCAAGGCUGAACCAUUAGAAGCACAAUUGAUAUAUCCACCUGUUUGUUUACUCGAAAUGAGGCAAAACAAACGUACGAAAUCUGCUUGUUACGAUCCCGGGCAACUCUCUUCUUCGGAAUGUGAAGAUUCAACCCAUUCGGACAUUAAUCUCGGAUGUGAGAAGGUGUUAGCAUCAGAUGUAGGCUUAGGAAAUUCUUCGGGCAGAGGUGUAGCAAGUUUCUCAGUAGAUGCCUCGGAUUUGGCCAAUCUUCUCAACAUGGAUAGGCACAUAGGAUUCAAUUGCAGUACACGAAUCCUUCUUAAAUCCGUGCUUCCGGAGAAGCAAGAGUUGUGUUUUUCCAUUGUUUCACUAUUGUGGCACAAACUGAUAGCAGCUCCCGAAACACAAAUCACCGCCGAAAGCACGUCUGCCCAACAGGGAUGGAGACAGGUGGUCGAUGCAUUGUGCAAUGUCGUAUCGGCAUCACCGGCAAAAGUGGCUACAGCAAUUGUUCUUCAGGCGGAUAGGGAAUUACAGCCAUGGAUUGCGAAAAAUGAUGAUCAAGGUCAGAAGAUGUGGAGAAUCAACCAGCGGAUCGUAAAGUUGCUAGUUGAACUAAUGAGAAAUCACAAUAGCCCCGAAUCGUUGGUAAUCGUAGCAAGUGCCUCUGAUCUGCUUCUACGUGCCACGGACGGAAUGCUUGUUGAUGGGGAAGCUUGCACUUUACCCCAAUUGGAGCUGCUGGAAGCAACAGCAAGAGCAGUUCAGCCAGUACUAAAUUGGGGGGAAUCGGGACUGGCAGUUGCGGAUGGCCUUUCGAACCUGUUAAAGUGUCGCCUACCAGCGACAACUCGAUGCCUUUCUCAUCCAAGUGCACAUGUUCGUGCUCUCAGCGUUUCGGUACUCCGCCAUAUCUUGCAUGCAAGUUCAGUUGAAUCGAAUUCCAAGGCCAUCCAUGGUCCCUCACAUGAGUUCCACGGUAUUGGUAGUAUCGACUGGCAUACCGAUAUCGAGAAGUGCUUAACAUGGGAAGCUCGUAGUCAACUUGCAAGAGGAAUGCCUAUAUAUUUUAUCGACACCGCUGCCAAAGAACUAGGCUGCCAUGUUUCGACAUAAUCGGUUAUCCUGUGGAUUCUUGUUUCAAGUGAAGCUUCCGAAGCAUGCAACGCAAGGGACCCUUUUUCUUUUUUUGUACUUUUUCUUUUUUUGGUAAAGUACAGAAAUGAUUCUUCUACUAUAUGUUAUUGUUUUGUUGAGUCCUCUAACUAUUAAAAGUAAUAAAAUAAUUCUUUGACUA
Messenger RNA from Hibiscus syriacus, 4095 nucleotides. RefSeq names its product protein GIGANTEA-like. The transcript is spliced from 16 exons. NCBI's taxonomy places the organism in Eukaryota, Viridiplantae, Streptophyta, Magnoliopsida, Malvales, Malvaceae. The record is from RefSeq and is a predicted model, not a curated record. Gene Ontology annotation, biological process: regulation of circadian rhythm; regulation of long-day photoperiodism, flowering; response to stress. The coding region runs from base 435 to 3914 and encodes 1159 amino acids. Gene Ontology annotation, cellular component: nucleus.